This is a messenger RNA of Fukomys damarensis (Damara mole-rat), 2886 nucleotides long. RefSeq names its product melanotransferrin (gene Meltf). Gene Ontology annotation, biological process: iron ion transport. NCBI's taxonomy places the organism in Eukaryota, Metazoa, Chordata, Mammalia, Rodentia, Bathyergidae. Gene Ontology annotation, cellular component: early endosome; plasma membrane; recycling endosome. The transcript has 15 exons. The coding region runs from base 783 to 2876 and encodes 697 amino acids. The record is from RefSeq and is a predicted model, not a curated record.
GGAAGGCGUGAGCACGGCAGGGGUGACCCCGACCGCGACUUCCCGAGGGCUUCCUGGUGGAGGCGGCCUGAGCCGGGCCUUGGAGCUGGGUGGUGAGGGCCUUGAGGGGUCGUGGACCCCGGAGGGAGAUGCUUCUGAUGGCUGGAGACCCAGAGUCCCGAGACUCUCCCAAGGAUGGGGGCGGGCCAGAAGAGCAGAGCACAGGGCCGGAGGUGGUGGCGUCCGCCCAUUUCGGGGUGCAGGGCUUGAAGCGCAGGAAGGAGCUGCCACCCCGCCUUGGGGUGGCCGUUAGGGAUGAGGGUCGAGACCGGCCCUGGCACCCCAAGCCAAGAGAUCAGGGUCCAAGUGAAAUUCCACUGGGGACCCGUUAGUCUGCUCAGGUCACAGGCUCCCGUCCAGCCCUGAAUUCUGGUGUGGCUUCUUAGAGAUAGGACCAGAGAGGCCAGUUAGGUCUCCAGGAAUAACCUGCUAGUCACCUGUUACAGGGGCUGGAGCUUCCCCUGUGUGCCCUGGGAACCUGGCCCUGUGCCCACUGAGGGGUGCUUGCAACAGGCAGAUCACAGACACUGGGCCACCUCUGUCCCACGUCCCAGCUCAUAAGGAGACCCUGGACCACUGGGGUCACAGCGCUGCGGGAGCCACCCUCCCUAGCAGCCGUCGGCUGGGUGAGGUGAGGGGCCUGGGCCUCACUGUCCCUGUGGUCCACAGCGCUCUGCGGGGAGCAACUGACGGAGGUGCGCUGGUGCACUGUCUCGGACGCAGAGCAGCAGAAGUGCGAGGACAUGAGCAAGGCCUUCCGGGAAGUGGGCAUCCAGCCUUCCAUCGCCUGCGUCCAGGGCACCUCGGCCCUCCACUGCACACAGCUCAUCUCGGCCCAGAAAGCUGACGCUGUCACCCUCAGUGGAGAAGUCAUUUACAAGGCGGGGACGGAGCACGGCCUGAAGCCUGUGGUGGGAGAGCUGUACGAUGCAGAGUUUGGGACCUCCUACUAUGCCGUGGCUGUGGUCCGGAAGAACUCCUCCGUGACUGUCAACACCCUGAAGGGCGUGAGGUCCUGCCACACGGGCCUCCACCAGACAGCGGGCUGGAACGUGCCCGUGGGCUUCCUGGUGGAGAGCGGCCGCCUCUCGGUGAUGGGCUGCGACGUGCUCACAGCUGUCAGCGAGUUUUUUGGUGGCAGCUGUGUCCCUGGAGCAGGAGAGACCAAUCACUCGCUGUCCCUCUGCCACGCCUGCAGGGGUGAUGGCUCUGGGAAGAGGGUGUGUGACAGCAGCCCCUUGGAGAGAUACUACGGGUACAGCGGGGCCUUCCGGUGCCUGGCAGAAGGGGCGGGGGACGUGGCCUUCGUGAGCCACAGCACAGUGCUGGAGAACACAGACGGGAAGACCCUGCCCUCCUGGGACAAGGCUCUGCUGUCACAGGACUUUGAGCUGCUGUGCAGGAAUGGCAGCCGUGCCAGCGUCACGGAGUGGCGGCGGUGCCACCUGGCCCGGGUGCCCGCACGUGCCGUGGUGGUCCGGGCUGACAUGGAUGAAAAACUCCUCUUCCGACUGCUCGGCGAGGGCCAGCUGCUGUUCAACCACGAAGGCAGCACCUUCCAGAUGUUCCGCUCAGAGAACUACGGCCAGAGCGACCUGCUGUUCAAGGACGCCACCUUGGAGCUGGUGCCCAUUGGUACCCAGACCUAUGAGGCAUGGCUGGGCCACGACUUCCUACGUGCCAUGAAGGGCCUGUUCUGUGACCCCAACCAGCUACCCCACUUCCUACGCUGGUGCGUGCUGUCCACACCCGAGUUCCGCAAGUGUGGUGACAUGGCGUUGGCAUUCAACCAGCAGAAGCUCAAGCCGGAGAUCCAGUGUGUGUGGGCCAGUUCCCCGCUGCAGUGCAUGACGCAGAUCCAGGAUGGGCACAUCGACGCUGUGACCCUGAGGGGUGAAGACAUUUAUACAGCAGGGAAGAUGUUUGGGCUGGUCCCAGCAGCUGGGGAGUCUUAUACUGAGAACAGCAGCAGCUCAGACUACGCGGUGGCCCUGGUGAGGCGGGACAUCUCUGCAGCCUUCAGCCUGCACGAGCUGCACGGGAAGCGUUCCUGCCACCCCAGCGUGGACAGCCCCACUGGCUGGACGGUGCCCAUGGGCGCCCUCAUCCAAAGGGGCUCCAUCCAGCCCCGGGACUGCGAUGUGAUCCAAGGGGUGAGUGAGUUCUUCAACGGCAGCUGUGUGCCCGGGAGUGAGGCCAGGAAAUACCCAUACUCGCUGUGUGCUGUCUGCAAGGGGGACGAAAAGGGCCGAAACAAGUGUGUGGCCAACAGCCAGGAGCGCUACUUCGGCGACAGAGGGGCCUUCAGGUGCCUGACAGAGAAGGCGGGGGACGUCGCCUUUGUGAAGCACACGACUGUCUUUGACAACACAAACGGCCACACUCCGGAGCCCUGGGCAGCUGGGCUCAGGCAGCAGGACUACCAGCUGCUGUGCCUCAACGGGGCGCGCGCCGAGGUACACCAGUUCCAAGCCUGCAGCCUGGCCAAGAUCCCGGCCCACGUCGUCAUGGUGCGGCCAGACACCAACACCUUCACUGUGUUCGGACUCCUGGACAAGGCGCAGGCGCUGUACGGAGAAGACAACAAUAAGAAUGGGUUCCAGAUGUUCGACUCCUCCAAGUACGGUGGCCAAGACCUGCUUUUCCAGGACGUGACAGCCCGGCUGGUGCCUGUCGCGGAGAAGAGCACAUACCUUGGGUGGCUGGGGCCUGACUACGUGAGAGCCAUGGAGGGGAUCCUGACUCUGCCAUGCUCCGGCCCAGCCACUGUCCCUGGGGUUCCCUGGCUGCUCCUGCUGCCCCUCGCUGCUGGCCUCAUCCUCCCAUGCAGCCUCUGAGAGCAGCCCC